AUGACUUCUCAUAGUGAAUUCACCCAAACAAAUGUGUUUGCCUCUGAAGUUCUGUUAUUUGGUGACUUUUGUCGUUUCUUAGAAGUAGUUUCUAAAGAAAAUGGCGAUGCGAAAAAAAAAAAGUGUGCAAAAUUCAUUCAGAAUUAUCGAAAUAGAUAUGGAAAUGAUUUUUAUUCUGUUAUGCGUUUACUACUUCCACAUCUUGAUAAAGAAAGGACGAAUUAUGGUAUGAAAGAGGUAGUUCUUGCCAAAACUUACAUAUCUGUAAUGGGGUUGGCAAGAGAUUCUAUUUAUGCUCAAAGGUUAAUUCACUGGAAAAUGCCUGGAAGUUCGAAAAAUAAAACUGCUGGCGAUUUUGCGUCAGUAGCAUUUGAGGUAAUUGCUCCUCGUUCUACUGUUGUUGGUCGUGGAAAGAUGACUAUUGAGGAUGUAAAUUAUCAGCUUGAUGUUUUAAAUGCUGCUAGCGGACAGCAAGAAUUUCAAAAAGUAAUUCGACACCUCUUUAAUAAUUAUACUGCAAUAGAACAGAAAUGGAUUAUUAGAAUAAUUUUGAAAGAGCUUAAGAUUGGGUUGAGCGAAAAAUCAGUAUUUCUUUUAUUUCAUCCCGAUGCUUGUAAUCUUUUCAACGUUUGUAGUGAUUUGAGAAAAGUUUGUGAAGAUUUACAAGAUCCUCACACCAGACUUCCGUCAUCCGAUAUUAUUCUCUUUUAUCCAUUCAAACCUAUGCUUGCAAAACCAGUUGCUGUUCAGAAUGUUAUUAAAACAAUGGGUGGUAGCUUUUGGAUAGAAGAGAAACUUGACGGUGAAAGAGUACAAUUGCAUAUGAAAGAUGGAAGAUUUGAGUAUUAUUCAAGGAGAGCAACGCAGUAUACUUAUUUGUAUGGUUCUAAUAAAUCUGAAGGUUCAUUAACGCCACAUAUAGCCGACUUGUUUCAUCCACGUGUUAAAGAAAUUAUUCUGGAUGGAGAAAUGAUAGAAUAUGAUCCUUUAAUGGAUGUCUAUAAACCAUUCGGAACUUUGAAAACAGCCGGGAAAGAUAUAAUAUUUGAUGUUGUCCUAAUAAAUGGCAAGUCGAUAAUUGAUCAACCAUUACAGAAAAGAAAAGAUUGGCUUAGAACGUUGAUUACAGAAAAUCCUGGAUACUUGAAGAUUAUUAAUCAUAAAGAAUGCAGCACGGUUAAAGAUUUGAUUGAUGCGUUAGAUGAAGCCGUUAUGAAAAGGCAAGAAGGGAUUAUCAUAAAAAAACCUUCCAGCAAAUAUGUUCUUAAUGAAAGGAUUGAUGACUGGAUUAAGAUAAAACCCGAGUAUUUGGACGCACUUGGUGAUAGUUUAGAUUUAUUAAUUAUUGGUGCGGAUUUUGGCUCUGGAAAACGUGGAAAUAUGUUUGGCAGUUUCAUGUGCGGUCUAAGAGAUUCAACAUCUUCAGAUGAUAGUCCUAGAUUUAUAUCAUUUUGUCGAUUUGGUACUGGCCAGACAAUGAAAGAAGCUGAAGAUAUUAAGAAUAAGUUAGAGGGUUGGCAAAAGUUUGAACCAAAUAACCUUCCAAAUUGGCUUGAAGUUGGUAAAGACAAACCUCAUAUGAUAAUUCCCCCGUGGAAUUCAAUAGUCGUGCAGGUAAAGGCAUCUGAAAUUGUUGCCGGAAAUCAAUUUGCUGCUAAUUAUACACUUAGAUUUCCUCGAUUUGAAAAACUUCGUGAUGAUAAAGAUUGGACAAGUGCUAUGACUUAUGAAGAAAUGAUGAAUCUUCGCAGACAAGCAUCAGGACGAUUGCAGUCCAAGAAAGUCACCGAAGAUGAUUUAAUUACGAUUGCGAGAGCUGUCAAGAGAAAAGGAAAGACUACAACGCCUCGCAGAGUCAAGAAAUAUACUAUGCUUGAAACCUUUACAUCUAAUAUAGGGCAGGUGGAAGAAAAGUCUAUGAUAUUUAAAGAUAUGAAAUUUCACAUAAUGUUAACAAAAUAUAAAGAAAAUACAAAAGCAGAUUUUGAGCGUAUGAUAAAAGAACAUGGUGGAAGUUAUUCUCAACAUCCUGGUAAUGAUUCUGAAAUUCGCCUAAUAGCCGAGGACGCAUCCAAUUUUCGCGUCAAAAAUCUAAUCAAUCAGGGCGUGAGAGAUAUAAUUCAUCCUCGAUGGAUCUUGGAAUGUAUUAACGCUUUCAAACUAAUUCCCUUAAGUCCAAAAUAUAUGGUAUUUAUUACAGAAUCAACAAAACAUGAAUUUUUAACGAGAAUGGAUGAAUGGGGAGAUAGUUACGCAGAUGAAAUUACCACGGAAGAAUUGCAAGAAACUUUUGAUUUAAUGCCCUUGGAUGAAAAAAAUCUCAUUUCGAAUCCUCAAAAACGUCGUAAAUUAGCUGACGAAAUUGAGGAACGUUAUUUUGCUGAUACUGGAUUACCAAACUGUCUGUUUCGUCGUUGUGUGGUUUAUAUUGAUUAUCCACCUCCUAGAGAACAUGUACAAGAUAUGAACAAAUUAUGGGCUUUAUAUGAAGGAUGUCGUGAUCGGUUAAAACUCAUCGAAUUGACUCUUCGAUAUCAUGAUGCUCAAAUCGUCAACGAUUUUUCGAUACGUAAUGUUACUCAUGUUAUUUUUGACGAAAAAGAUUUGAGUAGAUAUAGCGAAAUAAAAGAAUUUCAUGAAAAGCGUAAUAUGUCACCGUAUUAUGUUCGCUCUUCAUGGGUCAUAGACAGCGAAAAUUGUGGUGUUUUACUGGAAGAGAACGGUAAUUGA
This is a messenger RNA of Funneliformis geosporum, 2730 nucleotides long. The record is from the annotation of a GenBank genome assembly. Lineage: Eukaryota; Fungi; Glomeromycota; Glomeromycetes; Glomerales; Glomeraceae.